This is a messenger RNA of Phlebotomus papatasi, 4017 nucleotides long. It is a transcript of the gene Myo61F, whose product is annotated as unconventional myosin IC. Bases 721 to 3795 code for a protein of 1024 amino acids. The transcript has 9 exons. Lineage: Eukaryota; Metazoa; Arthropoda; Insecta; Diptera; Psychodidae. Gene Ontology annotation, biological process: actin filament organization; vesicle transport along actin filament. Gene Ontology annotation, molecular function: actin filament binding; ATP binding; microfilament motor activity. The record is from RefSeq and is a predicted model, not a curated record. Gene Ontology annotation, cellular component: microvillus; actin cytoskeleton; vesicle.
UCCAGUUUCAUUUCAACAGCCAAUUCAGUCGCAAACGUCUCAUCAUCAGCAUCGCGUCGGUUAUUUCAUUUUGGUUCUUUCUCCUUUCGCGUGAACACGGGCUCAAUUGUAUGUGUUUUGAGACGCAAAGAAGAAGGCACGAAGAAAACCAGAGAAAAAGACGUUGAAGAGCGGGUUUUAUAAAUAAAAUCCAACUCUCAAGGCACCAACACAAAUUGAUCCCAAGAAGUAACAAGAAGUGCAAAAAUACGUGAUUUGAAAAUCCAUUGAGAAAAACUAUUUUUUUUUGUGCGAAAAAAAUCCCAAAAACGAUUGAGAACAACUUUGGUAAAUCAGAUCAAUUGCUUAUUGACCAAAAAAAAAAGUUUGGGUGCAGCAACAAAAAAGAAAAACUGCCUGAAAGUGGUGGAAAAACAAGCAGGAAGAGAUUCAGUGACGUGCAGCACAGUAUUAAAAAAAAAAACCUCCCGGAAAUUGUUCAGAAAAACUCCUUGGAGGCACUUAGAAACAUAAGAUCGACCAAUUUCCCUCAUGGUGUAUUGAGAGUGACGAUAUUUAGCAAUAAUUUAAUUGAAUUUGUGACCCAAGAGACCGCAAAAAGAGCACGUUGGUUGUUGGAACCUCCAAGUGUGAAAAAAGGAGACAAACAAAAAGAGGUCGUUAACUCUCCUUCUUCUUCAUCAUUGUUUGCGUCCCAGAACAUCUUACGCCUAUCCAACAAUGGAGAAAGGUCUUCAUGAUCGUGACAUUGUUGGUCUUCAGGAUUUUGUCUUGCUAGAAGACUACCAAAGUGAAGAUGCCUUCUUGGAUAACCUGAAGAAGCGCUUUCAGGAAAAUCUUAUUUAUACAUACAUAGGACAGGUAUUAAUUUCCGUCAAUCCCUACAAAGAGUUGCCAAUAUAUUCAGAGGAGGAAAUUGGAGUGUACAGGAAGAAGCAUUUCUUUGAGGCACCACCUCAUAUAUUUGCAAUCAGUGACAGUGCAUACCGAUCACUCACGGGAGAAAAUCGAGCCCAGUGUAUAUUAAUUUCAGGCGAAAGUGGAUCAGGCAAGACAGAAGCAUCAAAGAAAGUCCUGCAAUUCAUAGCUGCUGCUUCAGGGCAUGUAUCAACAGUUGAUAAUGUCCGAGAUAAAUUGCUACAGAGCAAUCCUGUUCUUGAGGCCUUUGGAAAUGCCAAGACUAACCGAAACGAUAAUUCCAGUCGUUUUGGGAAGUACAUGGAUGUCCAAUUUAAUUUUCUUGGUGCUCCAGAGGGUGGUAACAUCCUCAAUUACCUCUUGGAGAAAUCCCGUGUGAUCAAUCAGAGUUCUGGUGAGAGAAACUUCCAUAUUUUCUACCAACUUCUCGCAGGAGCCAAUGAGGAUCUUCUGAGGGAACUUGAGCUCAAAAGAGACCUCGAUACCUACUACUACCUAACGGAUGGGGCAAAGGGAAUUGUGGACAGAAUCCGAGAUGGUGAUAAUUUCCACCAAAUUCGUCGAGCAAUGUCUGUGAUGGAGAUCUCUGAGGUGGAACAGAGAGAGAUCCUGAACAUUGUAGCAAGUGUAUUGCAUAUGGGAAAUGUAGGAUUCACCGAAGAGGAAGGAAAAGCCACAAUUCUAAAGCCCAAAUCUGUAGCAGCUAUUUCGAAGCUUUUGGGCUGUCCGGAAGACAAAUUGAGUCAUGCACUUACUCACAGGACAAUUGACGCUCAGGGUGAUGUAGUUACGAGUCCUUUAAGUCGAGAAAUGGCUAUUUAUGCUCGAGAUGCCUUGGCAAAAGCUGUAUAUGAUCGUCUAUUUACCUGGUUGGUUAGCCGUAUCAAUGAAUCCCUCAAGAGUGAUCAGAGCAGCCGAAAGAACAAUGUUAUGGGAAUUUUGGACAUUUAUGGCUUUGAGAUCUUCAAGAGAAACAGCUUUGAACAAUUCUGCAUAAAUUUCUGCAAUGAGAAACUGCAACAAUUGUUCAUUGAGCUGACACUCAAAUCCGAACAGGAAGAGUAUUUCAAGGAGGGCAUUGAGUGGGAACCAGUGGAAUACUUUGACAAUCGCAUCAUUUGCAAUUUGAUCGAAGAAAAGCACAAGGGAAUUAUUGCAUUGAUGGAUGAAGAAUGCCUUCGUCCUGGUGAUCCUACUGAUCUCAGUUUCCUGGCCAAAAUGACCAAUCAAUUGGGUAAUCACCCUCACUACCUCUGCCACAACAAAGCCUCAGUAGCUGUUCAGAAAAUCAUGGGACGCGAUGAAUUUCGUCUCAUUCACUAUGCUGGCGAUGUAACAUACAAUGUCACGGGAUUCCUAGACAAGAACAAUGAUCUACUCUUCAGGGAUCUCAAAGAAGUCAUGGCUGAAACUACCAACAGUGUCACCAGGAAAUGCUUCCCAGAGGCGGAAUUUAAAAACAAAAAACGCCCAGAUACUGCAGUGACACAGUUCAAGAACAGCCUCAACAACCUCAUGGACAUUUUGAUGUGCAAGGAACCCUCAUACAUUCGCUGCAUCAAACCAAAUGACCUACAGACAUCUGAUAAUUUUGACGAUGAACUUGUACGUCAUCAGGUUAAAUAUUUGGGUCUCAUGGAGAAUCUCCGUGUGAGACGUGCUGGAUUUGCCUAUCGUCGUCGGUAUGAGAUGUUUUUGGAGCGCUACAAGUGCCUCAGUAAGGAAACCUGGCCACACUACCGUGGACCAGCUAAGGAUGGAGUUCAUAUCCUAGUGAAUACCCUUGGCUACAAACCCGAUGAAUUCCGCAUGGGAAAGACAAAGAUAUUCAUUCGCUACCCAGCUACACUCUUUGCCACUGAAGAUGCCUUUCAGGCACAAAAGAAUAAUUUGGCAGCCAUUAUUCAAGCCAGAUGGAAGGGUAUUAGGCAGAGAAGGGCUUUCCUCAAACUCAAGGAACAGACAAUUGCACUACAAAAGUACAUUAGACGCUACUUGGCCAUUCAGAAGGCACAGAGACGUCGGGAAGCCGCCCAGAAGAUUAGGGCAUUCAUCAAGGGCUUUAUCACCCGCAAUGAUCCACCGAAUGAAUACAACAAAGCCUUUAUCGCUCACUCCAAGCGACAAUGGCUUCUGCGUCUGUCCAAAAGUUUACCAGAGCAAAUACUUAAUCACACCUGGCCCAAUUAUCCAGCUCACUGUUCUGAGGCUUCGCAUCAUCUGAAAAAGAUGCAUCGUCUCCAUCUGGCUCGCAUUUACAGACUCUCCUUGAGUAAGGAGCGCAAACGUCAGUUAGAACUCAAAGUCCUGGCUGAGAGUGUCUUCAAGGGGCACAAGAAGAAUUACACGAGGAGUGUGAAAAAUUGGUUCCAGGAUGAACGAAUUGGGAAGGAGCACAUGACACAAGUCAAUAAUUUUGUCACGACGAACUUUGGCGCAGAAACCCUUAAAUAUGUCACAACAGUGAUCAAGUACGAUAGACGAGGGUAUAAGCCACGUGAUAGAAUAGUCCUGCUCAGUGAAAAAGCCCUCUAUGUCCUAGAUGGCAAAUCCUACAAGCAGAAACAUCGACUACCCUUAGACAAAAUUGAUUUCUGUGUCUCCAAUGAGGCUGACAAUGUUCUCAUCGUGCGAAUUCCGCUUGAGAUGAAGAAAGACAAGGGAGAUCUCAUUGUAACCGUUCCGGAGAUCAUUGAGUGCUGUAUUUGGAUUUUGGAUGUGACAAAGAGGAGACAGAUCCUCACAAUUGUUGACACAGGAUCAAUCAUGCACAAUCUGAUAAGAGGAAAGACGGGAACAAUUGAAAUUCAGACAGGUCAACAAUCCAGUAUUACCAAAGCAAAGAGUGGAAACCUUCUAGUGAUUGCUGGCCAAUAGACAUUGAUAUUCCUGUUUCGUGAACGUGAUCAAGUGCCAUUAAAUGGUUUAAAAGGGUAUGUGGAGCAGAGCAGGGCAAAUAGACGCCCGCGGGAGCCUAAAUUUAAGCCUCAGAGGAUUUUUUUUGUAGAAAUUGUAAAGAUGUACUUACAUAGUAUCCAAAUUUUAUGGGAAUGUCUUCCUUGAUGAUUUUUUUUUGAAAAUAAACACUAUAUCCUCAUC